Electrophorus electricus (electric eel) is the source of this 1475-nucleotide messenger RNA. It is a transcript of the gene ccdc169, whose product is annotated as coiled-coil domain containing 169. The record is from RefSeq and is a predicted model, not a curated record. Lineage: Eukaryota; Metazoa; Chordata; Actinopteri; Gymnotiformes; Gymnotidae.
AUGACACGUGACGGUAGCAAUUACGAUUUGGCCCGAUUGAAGGCGGAACUCGAGCAGGAAAAGGAAGACAAAGAACUGUUGGAGGAAUCUGUGUCUGACCUGAGAAGCACGUUGGUUGAUUUGGAAGAGCGACUGCACAGCGUGGAGGGCGAAAGGAACGAGUGGAGAACCAGAUACGAGACCCAGCUGGAGCUGAACAGACAGCUGGAGAGGCAAAUCGUAGUUGUACGGGAGAGGAUGGACAGCCUGCGCGGAAAGCCCAUGGAUCGACUGGCUUCUAUUCGGUUAUAUGACGAGAUGACAGUGGAUGCUUUGAGACACAGACUGCAGCUUCUGAAUAUGGAGAAGCACAACCUCCAGAGUGAGCUGCUGGAAUGCCGCCUGCGGCUUGACCAAGAGGGAAAGGCAUACCAGAAGGCCUACGACGAGAGACGAGCCUAUCUUACAGAGAUUGCGAAGGUAUCGACCGCCUUUAAUUUGACCAGAAAGCAGCAGGUUCAGAAAGUUACAAUGCCAGAGAAAAGAGCUCGGGGGACUGCGAAGCACAACUUGCCUCUGGGCAGAGUUCCAGCCAGGGCAGAUGUCGUGCCAUCUCGACUGCCAAGAUUAAAACAAUGACACAACGCUGCACCCUUAACCCGAAAUGCAUGGGUGAAGCAUGCUGCAUGUCAGUGAGAUUGUGCUCUAUAAAGGCUCAUUUCAUUUUGUUUAUCGUAAAUUACAGAAUGGUUUUGGAUUUUCAGUGGCUUGGAAGCCAUUUUAAGUGAUUUGGACACGAUUGUCAGUACCUAGCAACCCACCUCUCAAAAAAAGGAACAUGCAUAAUUGAAAAUGUUUACUUAUACUUACUCUAUUCAAAAUAAAAAUAUAUAUCUAAAAAGGAAAACACUUAUUUGUACAGCUUGCAAAAGAAAUUGGUAGAUUAAAACAAACAAGGCACAAUCUCCUGUUUCAAAAUGACUACCAGCUUGGACUGAACUUUAUAUGGCUUUUACCAUGAAAUGUCAUUUAUCAAAACUAAAUGUGAAGGCAGUAUUUGAUUAAUUUCUAUCUAUGCCUAAAUAGAUGAAAAAUUGAAGUUACAAAGAGCUACUAUGCAAAAUGUCCUGUAUUUUGAUUCAUUCUACUGCAUUUGAUGUUCUUCUCUGCGAUGCUAAUUCAAGUGGAUCCAGUCAGUUUUUGUGAAUGUAUCUACUGCCAUUAACAGAAAUAUGAAUAGAAAAAAUGUCCAAUAUCAUUACGGGCCUAGACCUCCCAUGUUAGGACAACACUGCUGAAAAAAAACACAAAUUGCUGUGCAAUCAUUUUCCUGUCCAGUUUUGUCUUGCGUGUAUAAUGCACAGUGAGACUACCUGAUUAAAGGGACACGUCGGGACGCAUUCCUUUAAGAAUGCUUGCUGCUUUACUGCUGGACAGCUUAUUAUGCUUAAAUCUGAACAUUUGAUAUUUUGUAAUUCCAAUGCUGCUUUCUUCAU